AUGAACGAAAAUGAAAAAAUGAUUAAUAAUGAUUUAAUAAUUCAAUAUAACAAGCAUUUAAUCGAUAGUGAGGAAAAGAAAGUUCUUUUUGAAAUUUAUAUUGAUAAAGAGUUUGCCAAAAACAAGUUUGAGGAAGAAAUUAAGCAAAUUUUAGAAGAGACGACUAAUAGUAAAAUAAAAAUAGUUGUUAAACUUAAUUUAGAUUAA
Molecule: messenger RNA, 207 nt
Organism: Racocetra fulgida
Lineage: Eukaryota; Fungi; Glomeromycota; Glomeromycetes; Diversisporales; Gigasporaceae
Source: the annotation of a GenBank genome assembly